AUGGACUCAAUAGGCGGGCAAGGUGACCCAUGGACAUGGGCUGCCUAUGCCUACCGAUUCCUGGCUCCGACGGUGCAUGUUAGAGGGCGCAUGGCUCUGCUAGUCCUCGCCGUUGUGCUGUGGGCGUUUCUUUGGCUAUUAUGGCGCGCCUAUACCGUUAUCAGCACAGAUAAUGAUGUGCUCGUGGAGAAACUAGGCCUGGACAUCCCACCGGAGCCGAUCCUGACACUGGAAGAAAUAGCUGCGAGACAGAUUCAGAUCUCGUGGAAGCCUGAAGAGACGACAAGUUCGAUUCAUGAGUACCAUAUCGAACUUAAUGGGCGCACGAUAGGCGCGACAAAGAAGCAUGAAACUGCCGCGGUUAUAGCGAAUCUCAGUCCGACGACACUCUACGAGGUGCGCGUGUUCAGUAUUAGUCCUGGCCGGUUUCAGACCCCGAGCAGAACAUUACACAUACGGACUUGCAAAGCUGUUUCGGUAUCUUCACAAGAUGGCAACAAUGAAGGCAAUCCAACCAUUCGCGUGUUACCCUCACGACUUCCUUCCGCUCCUGUCGUUGCACCCGCUCCUCCUUCUACUCGAGAACCGAAUGCGCCUCAGAUAACUGGUCGACGCGGCACAACUGCGCGAAAAACGUCUCCAGCUAGGCAGGUCGACCUUCUCCCCGAUCCGAAGGACGUUGAAGAUGACCAAGGUGAAGACCUGGCCGAGCUAUCCCAACAGUUCUCCGAGAUAAACGCAGAAAUCGACGGUAUCGAGGCCCAGACGCAGGAAGAAGAGCGCGAGUUCGAGGCAGCUAAAAAAGAAAAGGAAGAGCAACGUCAAACAUACUUGCAAGAGGUCAAGGAGCGAGAUGAAGCUAGUAACGACUUGAAAAAGCAGGUCCAUCGCGCUGAAGCUGCUGCGAGAUCCUUACUGAACGAGAAGACGAAGAAGGAGAAGCAGCUGAAGGACAAGGAGAACAGGAAGCAGAAAAAGAUCAACGAGAUGGCUCAGUGGGAGGAGUCGGCCAAGAAUAUCGCAGAAGAGAUUGAGGGAACGAACAAGAUUAAGGAAGCCCAUCGUAGGAGGAUGGAGAGUGAGGUGCGUGAGGUCAAGGAGAAGAUUGCCGAGGAGCAGCGAGAGAUUCAGCAGUUGGAAGAGGAGAAUAAAGAAAAGGCUGCUCAGCUUAAGGAACUACAAGAGGAGCGGAAGCGGAAUUCUGCUGAUGAAGAGACUGAUGAGUCGAGAGAGGCCGAUCGACGCGACCAGGAACGGGAUGUCUUGUUUAGGCAUACCCUGGCCAGUCUUUCUCAGCAAUACAACCAGGUCUGGUCAGAGUUGCAAAAGAUGCAGCAGGAGCAUGUUCUGGCAAGACAACGACUGGCCAUGUUCGAUACUGCAAGAAGAGCUACUGCUGUCACUUUUGCGCCUAUGGUGCCUCUCGACAUCGAUGGUACCCGCCGAGUCGACAGGUUUGGUCGGCGUGGCCGUCACACUAGCUCCCAUGGAAGCAAUGUAUCCUCCCCAAGGGUGGCAUACGCUCCAGAACCAUAUGCUUCUGUCAACGAAGCUGUCACAACCUCCUCCCCAUUAGGUCACAGAAAUCCUCUCUUCAACAAUGUCAAUGGUAUGACGAUGGCUGUCGACGUGCCUCAGGGUAUGGAUGAGGACGACGAUGAUCCUCUACUUGCGAUCCCGAUGAGCCCUCGAGCUGAUGCUCUCCUUCCGACUGACUUGCUAGGCGAUGAUUCUGCCGACGAAAUGCUUCCAGAUGAGGACGACGACGUCAUGCCGACCAUGCCUACAACCAUGACAGAUCAAGCAGAGCCAUUUCCCACUUUCAGACCAGGAAGUAUGCAUGGUGUCGAACGCGAUCCAGCCAUACCUUCACCGUCUCCAGGCUCAAAUUCUUCUCCAAGAUCUUUCGCUAGUCCGCGUGAAGAAUUCUUCUCGGAGGGUGCUGAUCAAGACCGGAGGUCAAUCCGAUCAAGUCAUCCACCAAUACCUGAAGAAGCGGGCGUGCCUGCUGAGCCACCUCACAAACGUCUGACGAGCAUGUCAAACCUCUUCAGCUUCAGCAGACAACGAGGGAAGACAUCUUCUACUGAUCAGCCGCCAGCACUUGGUUCGUUGAAGCAUGAGAGCCACUCUUUUCCACGCAAGGUAGAAGAGUUCGAUUCAAGUAUGCAACCUAGACGCAGGCUGAGUUAUGGCGGAAACUGGGCUUUCCCCGGUGGCAAUUUCCUUGCCAAGGAUGCAGACGAAGUCGAGCCAAAGCCAUCUUUCACGCGCCGAGCGUUUCCAAAUCUGCUGCCUGGUAUUGGCAAACAUUCAGCUACCAGAAGUUACGAUCCUUUUGCACCAGCUAGAACAAAUUCGUUGGAUCCUAAUGGUAGAGGCGGAAGCUCGUCUCCACGACCUGGAUCGACCUAUUCCUUCGAUGUCCUACCACGUCCAUCUGUCGAGCAGGUAUCGUGGGAGUACAGACCAGGUGCUAGAAAUAGCCCGCUGGUGCCAGAUUGGGCUUCAUCCAUAUCCAGAAGUCACUCUCGACGUCCAUCAGUCGGCUUCGGCUCACAAACUAAUCUGUCGCUCAAACCUGACGAAGACGGUGAUUUCAUCGAGCCAAGAAGAGACAACAGACCUCUCCAAGCACCGAUCGGCACUCGGCCAGCAUCCUCGCAACGACCCUUGACACCCAAGCUGAAUCCUAACGCACCAACAUUCACCAUGUUCAGCUUUGGCAAAAACAGAGACAAAGUAAAGGAAAAGGACAGAAGCAAGCUAAAAGAAGACGGCAGUCAAGCCGCCUCCCCACCCGAGUCCAGAAAGAGCAAAGACACCCACUCAAUCGCCCUAACCACAUCAACAAUGGAAUCAAGAGAAUCCCUCGAACGCACUCCAUCCGGCUUCUCAAAUCUCUCCCCCUCCCUCGAAUCCACACCCGCCUCAAAACCCACCUUCAUCUCCAAAAUCACCCGAAAAGCCUCCUCCAACAAAUUCGACAGCUGGAAGACAAAAUCUACAUCCAUCUUCUCCUCCUCCCGCAACAAAGUUCCCGGCGAAGCAACGACACCAACUGGGGACGCCAACGACGAUGAACCAACCACCAGUGGCUCGACAGAACACCUCCACCUUGGCCGUUCCCUCGAAAGCACCUCAAGCACACCCGGCGCAACACCCAACCCCGCCGACGACAAAAAAGGCAGUCGUACCAGUCUCGGUAGCUGGAACUUUAUGCGUAAGAAGCCCAAGGCUUCAGCUGCUAUUAAUGGUAACAAGGAGGAUCUGACUGCGAGCGAGAUCAGUGAGAAUGGGGAACGGGAGGACGCGGUUUCGACGACGGAUUAUGAAGGGAGUUUGGUGAGUCAGAAUAUGAGCUUCAGUAGAGAUGGAGAGGCUGGUGUGGGUAGUAGUAGUGGUAGGCCGAUGACUUAG
Lithohypha guttulata is the source of this 3420-nucleotide messenger RNA. RefSeq lists its product as uncharacterized. The record is from RefSeq and is a predicted model, not a curated record. Lineage: Eukaryota; Fungi; Ascomycota; Eurotiomycetes; Chaetothyriales; Trichomeriaceae. Gene Ontology annotation, molecular function: protein binding. Bases 1 to 3420 code for a protein of 1139 amino acids. The transcript is spliced from 2 exons.